AGAACGAAUAAUCCGUAGGGCAACACUCUGUUUGUAAGCCGAGCUGGGCUCCUCGAUCAAGCAAUGGCAGCGUCAAUGCAGCUCCUAGUGCAGGCAUCCGCGCAUCCAAUCGGCGCAAGAUCGCCACUCUCAUCGGCAUUUCAUGGCAGCGUCGUGCAUCAGCAUGAUUUUAGUGCUCGCGCGGGGAAUUUCCGGGCUAAAGGUCGUGUAGUCUGCCAAGUGGAUGAAUCCUCCCAGAGCAAAACCGAUCGAUGGCAAGGCCUGGGGACCGAUACGUCGGAUGAUCAGCAGGAUAUUACGAGAGGAAAGGGGAUGGUGGAUUCGUUGUAUCAAGGCCCUCAAGGAGGAGGAACGCAGACUGCCGUUAUGUCGAGUCUCGAGUACCUCAACACCGCUCAGCGCGUCUACUCUAUGGAUAACACCAUCGAUGGGUUAUACAUCGCUCCAGCGUUCAUGGACAAGCUCGUCAUUCACAUUUCCAAGAAUUUCAUGGCUCUUCCGAAUAUUAAGGUUCCUCUUAUCCUCGGUGUUUGGGGAGGCAAAGGACAAGGAAAAUCAUUUCAGUGCGAAUUGGUGUUUUCCAAACUAGGAAUCAAUCCCAUUGCAAUGAGCGCUGGAGAGCUCGAGAGCGGUAAUGCUGGAGAACCUGCAAAGCUAAUCCGACAGAGAUAUCGGGAAGCAGCUGAUAUUAUCAAGAAGAAAGGCCAAAUGUGCGUCUUGUUUAUCAACGACCUGGAUGCCGGUGCUGGAAGAAUGGGAGGGACUACGCAGUACACCGUCAACAACCAGAUGGUAAAUGCAACACUGAUGAACAUCGCGGACAAUCCAACCAACGUCCAACUGCCUGGAAUUUACACCAAGGAGGAGUUACCCCGAGUUCCGAUCAUUGUGACUGGAAACGAUUUCUCGACUUUGUAUGCACCUUUGAUCCGUGACGGUCGCAUGGAGAAGUUCUACUGGGCGCCUACGAGGGAGGACAGGAUUGGCGUUUGUAAAGGCAUUUUCAGAACUGACGACGUACCUGAUGAGGACAUCGUUAAACUUGUGGACACCUUUCCAGGACAAUCUAUAGACUUCUUUGGUGCUCUGAGGGCCCGAGUCUACGAUGACGAGGUUAGAAAGUGGAUUACCCAGGUUGGGGUGGAAAAUAUAGGCCCGAAGCUGGUCAACUCUAAGGAUGGUCCCCCGACUUUUCCAAAGCCUCCCAUGACGAUUGACAAGCUACUCGAAUAUGGAAAUAUGCUUGUUCAAGAGCAGGAGAAUGUGAAGCGAUAUCAUCUGGCUGAUAAGUAUAUGAAGGGGAGUUCCUUGGGUGAUGCAAAUGAGGAUGAAAGGGAGAAGGAUACCUUCUACGGCAAAGCUGCCCAAGCGGUCAAGCUUCCAGUUCCAGAAGGCUGCGCUGAUCCCUUCGCAAGAAACUUCGAUCCUACGGCCAGAAGUGAUGACGGAACUUGUGAAUAUGAUUUUGCUGAGAAAACUCCCGCAACGAGUUCUUUGAAACAAGACAAUUUGUAUGGCAAGGCUGCACAACAGAUUAAUCUUCCAGUGCCGGAGGGAUGUACGGAUUCCAAUGCUAUAAACUUCGAUCCAACGGCAAGAAGCGAUGAUGGAACUUGUGUUUAUGAUUUUUCCGAAGGUCAAAAAGCUGAAAAAGAUAAUUUAUAUGGAAAAGCUGCACAGCAAAUCAAUCUUCCAGUUCCUGAGGGCUGUACCGAUCCCAAUGCUGCUAAUUUCGAUCCGACUGCAAGAAGCGAUGAUGGAACUUGCGAAUAUGACUUUUCUGCUGAAGCUUCUAAACCCAAAAUUUCCGUCGCCGAUAAAUCCAACAUUUACGGAAAGGCCGCACAACAGGUUAACAUUCCAGUGCCUGAAGGGUGCGCGGAUCCCAAUGCAGCGAACUAUGACCCAACCGCAAGGAGUGACAAUGGAUCUUGCAUUUAUGAUUUUGACGAGAAGGUUGAAUCGGACGCCACGAAGAAAUCCGAAGUGAAAGCGCUAGAUGAGAAAAAAAGUGGAAUUCCUGAAAAGGUUGUCAAGGUUGUUCUAGCGAUUCUCUCGCUUCCAUUUUCUCGAAGGAAAUCCGCUGGAGCAAAAGAGAAUGAAAAGCCUUUCUUAAGUUUCUCAACUGGAAAACGCAGCUUUGUUGCUCAGGCAGUGUAUACACUAGGGGCAUUGCACGGUACUUUUGACAAUUUUGCUUUCGCUGACGAAGAGCCGUGUCCAACUGUGACACGCAAAGUGUUUCUGGACAUCAGCAUCGAUGGAGAACCGGCAGGCCGCGUCGUCGUUGGACUCUACGAAGACGACGUACCAGUGGGCGCCAGACGCUUUGGAGAGAUUGCGGCUGGUCAGAAGGGAGUGAGUUAUAGGAAGCGAGAUUUUUACAAGAUAACAGGGAACUACAUACAGAAUGGAGGCCUCAGGACCUUCAGCCUGAGCGGUAGAGCCAAGGAUACAGCUCAAUUCGCAGGUGGUCUAGACGCUAAAGCUCUAGCCAGCGAGAUGAAAACGCUAGACGAGACAGGGAAACGGCCGAAGAACGUGAAAGGUGCGGUUUCGAUCGUGGCCAUAGAUGCCACAAAGCCUCCAGCAAAGCCGAAACUUAUAGCUCGCGACGGGAAGUUUGAAGUCGUGUACGAAGAGUCACGGCCGGAUCCAAACGGGACUGAGUUUUGCAUUGCCUUUGAGGAUGCUCCGGAGCUUGAUCCAACGAAUUCGGUGGUAGGCCGGGUGGUAGAAGGCCUGGACGUUGUCCGGAAGAUCGCGAGUACCAGGGUGGUCAAAGAUAACACGAGCAAUCUUUACUUCCGCACUGCCAAGCUUAUAGGCGAUACCCGAGCAGUGGUUGCUGAGAGGGGAUUCAAUCGACCAUACGCAAAGAUUGUCAUUUCGCAGUGUGGCAUUCUUGACAACUGAUACAAACAGCUUUACGCGAACGCUCCAUGUUUUUCCAACAAGAAUGCUCUAUCUAAAUCGAUGGAAUCGAUCCAAGGAUACUGGCAGCGGCAACGCGAUUGAACGCGUCAGUGAAAUGGAUCCCGUCCCAGCUGAUGUAGGAGGACGGGGACUCGCAAACCGGCGUGGCAAUCACCCCGCACUGCUUCACGGCUUCAUGGAGUUUGCCGCCGCCACCGCAGCAAGCACUCAACUUCGAGCUUGGCGCAAAUCCUGCCGCGAGAAAGAUCAACAAAGCUCGAUCAGCACAACGUACCGUGAAGCUCGGGAUUGGCAAUCACAUCCUUGUGAACCGCGAAGAUAUCUCCAAAGAAAACUCGAGCUUGAGCAAACUUCCCCGCGAAACCGAGAGCCAGAGAGCGCAGCCGUGCGUUGUACGACCCCACGACAUCGUCGAAAGCUCGCAAGCAGCCACUGGCAUCGUAAUCUUCCGGACUGGAGGAUCCAAACUCACUCAAGACGACUGGAAGGCAUCCCACGGCAGGAACAGUGACAAUAAGAAACUUUCUCGCGCCAACGUCGUGGUAGAGCCUCUGCUUGUGCCUUAAGAGAAAGACGUGAGAAAGAUCAUCUCAUUGUUACAUAUAAAGAAGAAGAAGAAGAAGAAGAAUUGCUACCUCCAAA
This is a messenger RNA of Selaginella moellendorffii, 3579 nucleotides long. RefSeq names its product ribulose bisphosphate carboxylase/oxygenase activase 1, chloroplastic. The record is from RefSeq and is a predicted model, not a curated record. The transcript is spliced from 15 exons. The coding region runs from base 64 to 2916 and encodes 950 amino acids. Lineage: Eukaryota; Viridiplantae; Streptophyta; Lycopodiopsida; Selaginellales; Selaginellaceae. Gene Ontology annotation, biological process: protein peptidyl-prolyl isomerization. Gene Ontology annotation, molecular function: ATP binding; peptidyl-prolyl cis-trans isomerase activity; ATP hydrolysis activity. Gene Ontology annotation, cellular component: chloroplast stroma; thylakoid.